Molecule: messenger RNA, 763 nt
Organism: Drosophila innubila
Lineage: Eukaryota; Metazoa; Arthropoda; Insecta; Diptera; Drosophilidae
Exons: 2
Coding region: 50-673 (207 amino acids)
Source: RefSeq, a predicted model, not a curated record
GAUAAUAUUCUCUAAAAGUACUAAACACUUUGUGCGAAAAGUACUGAAGAUGAGCAGUGGAUACUUUUACUUUUUACUAAUCUUUAGUGGCUUAUUUUUAUUCAUAAUAGAAAAGAUUCAGACGCAUCCCGUGUCUAUGGAAGCUUCCCAUUCUAUUAAAGACCAACGUUACUAUCAGAAGAAUCAAAAUUUAAAAAGUACGCUGCUAAAUAUAAAAAUUCGAUCGCAACUAGUUGACGAAAAAAAUACUACGCUUCGUACUGGAAAUACAACGUUUCCGAAAGAGAUAACCCUUAAAUUAAAAGAAUUGGAUAACAGGAAUUUCGACUUUCCGCAGAUGAUCAGAAAGUCAAAAAUUGAAGUCGACCCCACCCCCAUUACAAACUAUUAUCCACCAAAUUUCACCCUUGCCACCGUUUGUAUGGGCAGUACUAUACCGUAUGGAAGCUACAAGAUAUUGGAUUGGAUUAAACGUGAAAUUUAUAAGCGCACUCACAAGAAGCGUCCUUUUUACAGGGAUCUUCGUCGCAAAAUGUUCUACAGUGCCAACUCGGAGGAGUGUCAUACUCCCGAGUUUGCAACUUUUCGGAAUUUUCAGGAAUGUGCUAUACGACGCAAUCAGCGAAUGGAGUUUAGUGUUCCCAAAUAUCCAUUGCAUCAGAAAGACAAAUAGAAGUCUUGCUAUAUUUUGUCCAGUUAAAGAAAUCGGAACUUUGUCGAUUUGCUUCUUGUAUUAAAUACACUUUUAUGGGUAUACCGAUAA